Guillardia theta CCMP2712 is the source of this 852-nucleotide messenger RNA. RefSeq lists its product as hypothetical. The record is from RefSeq and is a predicted model, not a curated record. The transcript has a single exon. The coding region runs from base 1 to 852 and encodes 283 amino acids. Lineage: Eukaryota; Cryptophyceae; Pyrenomonadales; Geminigeraceae. Gene Ontology annotation, molecular function: DNA-binding transcription factor activity.
AUGGCUCCUCCACGAAACAACUGCUCGUUCAGAAAUCUCCUCAUCUCCACCGUGCAUGAGCCGGGGAGUUUCCGAGGAAACGUCACAAAGAAAGGAAAGUCUUUCAAUGCAGGACCCGCACGGGCGUUUGUGUUCCCAAGGAGGAAGAAGGGAGAAUCUCAGAGGUCUAGUCCCAAGUCCCUCAGUCUGAGCCUCAACGACAUUAAGGCUCUUUUCUACAUGCGACAAGUGGAAGCUGCGUCUCACCUGGGCAUCUCCCUUACCGCCAUGAAGAAUGCAUGCAGGCGCGUUGGUGUUGUUCGAUGGCCAUACUCCCGUCAAAGACCAGAGAAUCCGCUUCUGAAGAGCAAGGAAACCAAUCAAGCCAAGCCUUCCGAGGUCUGCAAGGAGAGCAAGCAUCCAGCGACGGAGAAGCAAGAGCAAGUGGUGCUAAAGACGGAGGAAGUGGACUUCAUCUCCGAAAAGGUAGAGCUAGACAUCAGCGACAGUGUCGGCGUGGUGCUCGAGUGUGACAACGACCUUGAGAGCUGCAACGAAGACUCGCUCCAGCAUGAUAGCACCAGGAGCUCUUGCUCGGUCAGUAGCCCUCACUGCGAAGAAUUCUCUAGCAUAGUCGCCUAUCUACACGGGCCCAACCCGUCAGAAUGGCUCAAGUCAGGCAAGAGGAAGAAUGCUUGCGUCGGCUCCUUGGAUUCAGACAUUAGCACUGGCGACAUGCAACUGCUCUCGUGCGAGGAGUUCUCGAGCUCGGCGAGCGAGUAUGACGCUGAGCUCUCUUGCAGUCAAUUCGACUAUGAUGGGCUAGACGCGAUCAUGGAGCUGGACGGGAGUCUCGAGCUGGAAGAUCGCUGA